AUGGCUAACAAUCCUACUAUUGUAAUCGUGCCGGGCUCAUGGCAUUGCCCGAAACAUUACAAAUACCUCAUUGAUGGUCUGGCAAAGUUCAACUACGAAGCUGUCGGCGUGACAUUACCGUCUGUGAAUUCAAGCCCUCCCCAUGCCAGUUGGGAUCAAGAUGCCCAAGCCGUCCGUGAGGUUAUCCUGAAGAGCCUUGACAAUGGCAAUGAUGUCAUUGCGGUCGCUCACUCGUUUGGCGGGGUUGCCAUGUCCGAGGCCGUGAAAGGGUUGGGCAAGGAAGCACGCGAGAAACAGGGUUUAAAGGGCGGUGUUGUGCGACUGAUCUACAUGUGUGCUAUGGCGCUUCCUGAGGGCCAGACUCAUGUCGGUCAGAUCCAGCCCCAGACCCCCGAGGAAGAGGAGUUGGAGCGGCAACGCCAGGAGUUACAGGCCAAGUACGGCGGUAUGCGUUUCACAGAGGUAUGA
This is a messenger RNA of Aspergillus oryzae RIB40, 468 nucleotides long. RefSeq names its product alpha/beta hydrolase. NCBI's taxonomy places the organism in Eukaryota, Fungi, Ascomycota, Eurotiomycetes, Eurotiales, Aspergillaceae. The record is from RefSeq and is a predicted model, not a curated record. Bases 1 to 468 code for a protein of 155 amino acids. The transcript has a single exon.